Messenger RNA from Mauremys mutica (yellowpond turtle), 4970 nucleotides. RefSeq names its product ankyrin repeat and sterile alpha motif domain containing 3 (gene ANKS3). Gene Ontology annotation, cellular component: cilium. Lineage: Eukaryota; Metazoa; Chordata; Testudines; Geoemydidae. Gene Ontology annotation, molecular function: protein binding. Bases 135 to 2147 code for a protein of 670 amino acids. The transcript has 17 exons. The record is from RefSeq and is a predicted model, not a curated record.
GGUUUGUAGUUUUGCCGCGAUUGUUCACAGGGAAAGAGCAGUAGCAGCUGCGCUCCCAGCGUUCUCGGCGCGCGAGGGACUUCCGGGAGCGGAGCUGAGCGAGGUGCCUGGCCCGGGCAGAGCGCGGCGAGGUCAUGAUGUCAGAGCUGAGUGAUGAAGCCAGCGAAUCGGAGCUCCUGAACCGCAGCCUGUCCAUGUGGCAUGGGGUAGGCCAGAUGAUGUGUCGAGAAGAGCUGGAUGUUCCACUGGACCUACACACAGCAUCCUCCAUUGGCCAGUAUGAGGUGGUGCAGGAGUGUAUUCAGCGUGAGGAACUGGAUUUAAAUAAGAGAAACUGUGGUGGCUGGACCCCGCUGAUGUACGCUUCCUACAUCGGGCAUGAUACCAUCGUGCAUCUGCUGCUGGAGGCGGGAGUGAAUGUGAACGUCCCGACGCCGGAAGGGCAGACCCCACUCAUGCUGGCCUCCAGUUGUGGCAAUGAGAGUGUUGCCUACUUCCUCCUCCAGCAAGGCGCAGAGCUGGAGAUGAAGGACAUUCAUGGCUGGACUGCCCUCUUCCACUGCACCAGUGCUGGACACCAGCAGAUGGUCAAAUUCUUACUGGACAAUGGGGCGAACGCCAACUGCAAGGAGCCUGUGUAUGGAUAUACACCUCUGAUGGAAGCAGCUGCCUCUGGCCAUGAGAUAAUUGUCCAGUAUCUUCUCAAUCAUGGCGUGAAGGUGGAUGUGAGAGAGAACACGGGAGCCACAGCACGGGCUCUGGCCAUGAAGUAUGGACACAUGAAGAUCGUGGGGCUGAUGGACCUACACGCAGCCCCCAUGCCCAAAGUCUUCUGCAGGGGCCCAGGAAAAUACUGUGAAGAUCUGAGCUCCUCAGAUGAAUCGUGCUCCACUCCCCAGAGACAGAGACCAGUCCGUAAGACCAAGGGCCCGAGUAUCCAUGAGGGGCCCCAAGCUUUGGCUAAGAUAACAGCUGUCGGAAUUGCAGGGAAGAAGCAGUCUCGCUGUGAGCAGGUCCCUCCGCAGGGCUACGUUACGUUCAGUGACAAUGGCAGCUUUGAAGGGGAGGAUCUCCGGUUCCGGGAUGUCACCUCUCCAAUCAACGAGCAAGACGUGGAAAGUAGCAGCAGCAAGGAAGAGAAUGCUUUCUUCACCAACAACUUGGACACCAUCAGGAGCAGCAGCAGCAGCAGCGAGUGUCUGCCCAAAGCCCUGGGGGUCAGCAGUGAGGGCUCCCUGGAGAGCAAUGAGGACUCUGACCAUGCGGAAAAGCUCUGUAGUCGGAAACAGGCUAAAAGCUACGUAAAGAUCAAGACCCGGUACAGCAAUAGUGACAGCCAGUGGUUUCAGAGCCCAGGCAAAGCUGGGGUGUCUAGUCAGCACUGUACGCUCCCUAACCCAGAGGCCACCACCUACACAGGACCCCAGGACCUGGCAACAUUCCUGGAGCAGAUCGGGUGUCUGAAGUACCUCCAGGUGUUUGAGGAGCAGGACAUCGACCUCCGGAUCUUCCUGACCCUCACAGAAAGUGAUCUCAAGGAAAUAGGCAUCACCCUGUUCGGGCCCAAGCGGAAGAUGACCUCUGCCAUUGCUCGAUGGCACAGCAAUGCCAGGCCUCCCAGCGAUGCCCUAGAGCUGGCCUAUGCAGAUCGGCUGGAGGCGGAAAUGCAGGAGAUGGCCAUUCAGCUGCACAAGAGGUGCGAGGAAGUGGAAGUGAUGAAGGGCCAAGUGUCCCAGGAGCAGGAGCUGCGGGCGGUGGUUGAGAGCUGCUUGAUGGAGCGGGACGUGGCUUGGAAUGAUGUCCAAAUCCAGCUGCGGGAGGCCCAGGCCAUCACCAGGGACGCUGGGGUCCUGCUAGAGCAAAUGAAAGCCUGUCAGGCAGAGCUAUGUUCACGGCUGAAGGAAGGGCACCUGGCUGGCAGGAUGCUGGAGACCAAGGCACGGCUGGGAGCUGGUGAGGGCAGAUGGCCCAAGGGAGAAGGUCUAGAAGGAUGGUCAGUUUCCUUGAAGUCCCUGAGCCUGCCUGAGCUGUCAGCUUUCCUGGAGGAGCGUGUCGGAGAUAUAGGGAAUGCCCUGCAUUCUGUGACUCAGAACCUCGCGCGGCUACAGGCCUCGGAGCGAGGCAAGCAGAGCUGGCCAGAGUCCUAAUGGAGCAGGAUGGAAUUCUGACGUCGGGUGAUGGUUCCACCCGGAAGCUGAGUGCCUGGGAGAACGAGCGCAAGGCUGGUCCGCCAGCACGGCUCCUCUGCUGAGAGCGCCAAGGAGGCAGGCGGGUGCCUGGAGAAGGGGGUCAGCCAGCUGGGGAUGGUGGAGGACGAGGAGUCAAGUGGGCAGGCUGCCUCAACUGGGCUGAUCUCCAGGUUCCUGUCACAGACGGUUUGCUUUCCCUGUCCAAGGGUUAGAGUGUUAAGAGCUGAAGCAUCAGGGCUAAUUGGCCUCUAGCUGCCCAUGGAGAGACUGCCUCAGUUUCACUUAAUGCUGCCUGAUAUUUUUACAGAGCCAACCCUUGUCUGUAGCAGUCGGAUUCCCUUAUGCCCCUCCCCGCCACAACCCCUCGUAACUCGUUCCCUCCGUUUGGUCUCUGCCCGCAGGCUGACCCAGCAAACGUGUGACACACAGAGCAAAGGACAGCACAGUGGUGGCUGAUAGGGUGAGAUCCAGUGCUUUGGAAAUGGGAGUGUCCUGCAGUUCAGUGGGCUGAGCCUCCCCUUUGAGACAGGAUCAAACAGCCCCAAGCUGCAGCCCUUGUAGGAUCUGGGAGAUUGAACAUAGUGAGCUCUGCAGCUCUAGCCUGUGGAGAGCUCCCCCUCCUGGCAGCCUGCAGCGGUUCAGCUGUUACCGGCUUCCGAGGAGGCAGGAGCUAUGGGAUCACUUGAGUGUCCUAACCGUGCUUCUCUGUUUCAUUAUGGGUGCAGACCCCCCGUUGGCGCUGACUUGGCAGCUGGCCCUGAUCCUUCCCCGAGUCCAUGAAUGUCCACAUUAAACCCCCAGGUUAGCACAUUUCAAAGGCCUUGCUUCUGCCGAGCCAGUGUGCUCCCAGAAGCUUCUUCCGCAGGCAGCAGCUCCUGCUGGUGCAGCACUGGCCCAUUAGGACGAGGGAGCCAGGAGCCACAUGAGAGGAGGGCGUGUGCAGCUCUUGCCUGAUGUGAGUUUAUACUAUCCCCAAGCACUUGUGUGUGAGCUACGUGCUCUGUGCUGCAUGCAGGGCUUGGCCCUGCAAUUGGUGCUAUAAAACCCUCCCCCAGGGUAACACCUGACUGUGAGCACCACAGCCCUCCCCUCAGGUCUGCCCCUGUGUGAAGGCAGUCGCAGGAGACCUUAGCGCAGGCGUCUAAGACCAGGAGCCUGUUCCGUGGGGGAUCCUCUCCCCUGGGAACCCAUUAGCUGGCUCCCCACCCUCCCUCAGGCCCUGGCUCCUGUUCUUGUGUCCAAGCCUCUCUCCUUCAGACUUGAGCUUGGCACCUCUGCCCCCAUGAAUGGACUUCAUGCCUGCCAUUUCUAGAUUCCUGCCCUGCCUGCAUGGAGGCUGCUUGUCCCGCAGGCAGGGCUGCCAUCUUCUCCCUGCACUCUGGGGGAGCAGGAAGGGGCCUCCUGUUUUCUCCAUGGGAUGGGCCUUUGAAGCUGCUGGAUGGGAAGGGUUGGAAGAAAGCUCGACCCAAGGUGCUCAGGCUGGGCAUGUUUGGAAAUCUUGGCUUCCAUCUCUUGAGGGUUUUGUGAGGCACCCUUUCUCAUGGCGUCCGUGGGCCUCAGGCAGCUGAGUCCUGCUCUCCUCUGGGCCACGGGCAGCCAGGCACUAGGCAUUGUGUUCUCCUUGUGCUUCUCCAACCUCCUUUGCCAUCUCCUCCCACUGGGAGGUCCCCUGCCGGGCUGCUCAUCCCUUUCAUUUAGUGGACUGAAGCUUCCUCUCCUUCCUUCCCUCCAAGAACCCAUAAAGUUCAAAAAUGUUUCCAUGCAGUCCUUAGCCCCCGCAUUGGCCCCACAGCAUGAGAACGCUGGGCAUGGGGGUUGGACUCUUAGACACUAGUGCCGUGGGCUCUUGCAGAGCAACCAGGAGGAGGGCGUGUGUGGGUUGAUAGCACAAGAAUGAGAUGGUGAAUGGGGCUCUCCAGGGAGCGGAGUGAAAGAAAGACACACACACACACACUCUCUGUCUCUGUCUCUGUCUCUGUCUCUGUCUCUCUCUUAAAUGCUGCAGGCCUCGGACACUUCCCUCUUACCUGCCGGGUACGUUCAGUGCCAUUAUCUGUAUGUGGAAAUGGGUCGUCUUCAGCCUGUGUUCCUGCUCCAGCCCCCGGGAGCUGGAAAUGAGAGCUCCGGUAACAGGGGCUGCUGCAGGAAGACCGACUGCGGCGUGCAUUGGCCCCUCACAUACACUGCUCUAGCUCAUGGAGAUGUCUUGGCCACUGGCUGCUCUGACCUGGUGCUGCUGCUGCUGCCCCUGGGAGCUCUCAUGGGUAGUGUUCGCGUGGCUCAGAGUGCCCUGUCCAAGUGACACGAUUUCCAAUGCUGUAUAGUGAUUGGAGCAGCCUUAGUUCUUGCAGCCCUCUGGACAAAGACCGUGCCCCUGUGAUGGGGGCUGUGGUGAGCUGGGGAAAGUACUUUUCUCUUUGCUGGUAAAGGGGAAAAAGCUGUAUUUUAUUUUUAGAUCUUGACCACAAACCCCAAAGUGCAAUACCUGCUGUGACUCCAUCCUCGGAGCCAGGAUCUUCCCUCUGCUCCGCUGCCCAAUGCCAAAGAGACUGGACCAUGCAAAUGGCCUGCAGAGUUAAUCUCUGUGCCGGUGGAGCACUGAAUUCAUUGUGCUUUGGUGUCUCCAAACCUUCCUGGUUUGCUUCUCAAAGCAGCCAGGAGGGGGGUGAGUUUGCCACACCAAUAUGCUCGGUGCAUGGCUUUGUUUGUACUUCUGUUUUCUCUUACGCGUGAGACCAAAAUUAAUGUGCACCGUGUUUGGUGAAUAAAUCAGUGAUUGGA